This is a messenger RNA of Fusarium sp. VM40, 2139 nucleotides long. The record is from the annotation of a GenBank genome assembly. Lineage: Eukaryota; Fungi; Ascomycota; Sordariomycetes; Hypocreales; Nectriaceae.
AUGGCUCAAGAUUCAACUUCAACACCUCUGAAUAUCCUCGUAGUAGGAGCAGGUAUUGGUGGAUUGACUGCCGCACUUGGUUUACGCCAACAAGGUCACCAUGUAACAUUAUUCGAGAGAUCACAAUUGGCGAGAGAAGUUGGAGCUGCAAUCCAUCUGGCUCCAAACUGCCAUAGUAUUCUGCGAAAAUUCGGAGUCUACCCAGAAACCUUUGGUGCCAACCCUGUCGAAGGAAUCACUGAGUACACUGGGGAUGGAGACAUCAAGUUUGAUAUGAACUUGAAGGGGCCACUCUCAAUCUGGCAAAAUCCCUGGGUUCUAUCUCACCGUGUUCGUCUCCACGAGGAACUCAAAAGACUAGCGACAUCGAGCGAAGGCUCUGGAACACCAGCUAUUCUCAAGACUUCCAGCCCUGUUGUGGAAGUAGACCCUGCCACGGCGACUGUGAAACUCGAAGAUGGCACCUCAAUCACAGGGGAUUUGGUACUCGGUGCCGACGGUGUUAGCUCAAUAACACGAGAAAUCGUCGCGGGACCUGGUAUCAAGCCUUACGGUUCUGGAAAAAGCGCAUUCAGAUUCAUGAUCCCUCACGAUGCAGUCCGAAGUAACGAAGUCACUAAAGUUUUCACUGAACGCCAAGGAUACAUGACCAUGUGGAUGGGUGAUGACCGUCGAUUGAUCAUGUAUCCCUGCUCCGAUAAUACAGUCAUGAACUUUGUCGCCAUCCAUCCCAGUGCUAUCUCUGCUGGAGCUAACAAAGGAUCCGGUUGGGGACGAGGUGGUAGUAAGGAGUUACUUCUCGAAGUUUAUCGCGACUUUGAGCCGAGGGUUCGAGAACUUUUGAGCUUGGUGGAUGUUGAGGAGUUGAAGCUUUGGACUUUGUUGGACAUGGACCGUAUUCCCACCUGGCAUAAGGACCGUCUGGUUCUCCUUGGAGAUGCCGCGCAUCCAUUCCUACCCCACCAGGGACAAGGUGGUGGAAUUGCCAUUGAGGACGCAGCUUCUUUGGCUGCCCUACUACCUCUCGGCACCACAGUUCAAGAUAUCCCGGAACGACUUGCUUUGUACGAGAAGGUCAGAGAUGAGAGAGCGCAUAAAAUCCAGGACUUUACUAGACAAGCGGGUGAAGAUCUCCAUGGAGAGAAGCGUGCCAAGUUUAACAUCUACAAGUUUCUGGAUUACAACUUUUAUCACGAUGAGUGGCACAACUCAACCAAAGCCCUCAAGGACCAUCUUUGGGCCAAGAACAAGAACUUGCAUUGGAAAUCUCCUGUAUCAUUCGGACCAAUGCCAAGUCCUCGACAGGAUUACUACGGUCGACGACAUACAUCUGAUAACUCCGAGUUCACAACCUGGUCGGUCCGCUUCAAGUCUUCAGCAACAUAUCUCCAGACCCUCUUCCCUACCAAGCAGUUCAGCUUCUACAAGCCCGGAACCGUUGCCGAAGCAACAUUCUCGUGCACUGAACUUCGAGGCAUGAAGUGGCUUGGCGGAGGUGGCUACAAGUUCUUUGGUCUCUGGAUCCAUGGGGUUCAGUACGAGAAGAAGGAUGGUAGCAAGAUCUAUGGAUCUUUCCUUGCUGUUUUGCUUGAGAAUUCAGCGGAUCCUAUCGUCACUGGCCGUGAAGAGCUGGGUAUGCCAAAACUCUUCUGUGAUAUUGAAGUCGAGGACAAGGGUAGCUCUUCCAAUAUCCGAUGUAGUUGGAGAGGUACUCAGUUCGUUGAUAUUACGAUUAACGGUCUUGAGGAAGGCGGUGCAAAGACAAACGGGACAAACGGGACAAAUGGAACGACCAGCCAUGCUCCACCUACCGGUCCUCCAGGUUCAGCACCUCUUCCCGGCGAGCAAGGAACUUUCGUCUACCGAUACGUGCCCUCUGUUGGACAGCCAGGUGUUCCCGAUGCCGAGUAUCCCGUGUUCAUCGAGGAAGGACUAGAAACCACAGCGCGAAAGGUUGAGAACACACUGGCUGGGAGUGGUAGUGAGUUAAACCUCAAGGCAGGUACUUGGGAGACUCUACCGACGCUCAACCAUAUUGCUACUGGGCUCUCUGAGAUUCCAGUCUUUGGAGUUGUAAAGAGUAAGGUGGAGCGGGGGCAAGGUGUCGAUGAUAUUUCUCAUGCGCGGAGGAUUGAGUAG